Orcinus orca (killer whale) is the source of this 4965-nucleotide messenger RNA. RefSeq names its product interferon regulatory factor 6 (gene IRF6). The record is from RefSeq and is a predicted model, not a curated record. The transcript is spliced from 8 exons. Lineage: Eukaryota; Metazoa; Chordata; Mammalia; Artiodactyla; Delphinidae. Gene Ontology annotation, biological process: immune system process; regulation of transcription by RNA polymerase II. Gene Ontology annotation, molecular function: protein binding; DNA-binding transcription factor activity, RNA polymerase II-specific; RNA polymerase II cis-regulatory region sequence-specific DNA binding. Gene Ontology annotation, cellular component: nucleus. Bases 2998 to 4455 code for a protein of 485 amino acids.
AUUUAGCCAGUUUGUUUCCUCUCCUGGGAUUUGUUUAGCACAGUCAGGCCCCUGCCCUGGGCCUGAGAGACACCCGUGAAUUUCCAAGUAGCUAAGCUACUUGCCGGCGAGGGUGGCGCCGGGCGUGGUUGCUCGGGGGGUGAGGCCCUCUUCGCCUGAAAGGGCUGGAGGCCUGGUGUAGAGAAGUGGGGAAAGUCUUCCAGGCCAGACUGGAAAGCAGGCCCAGGGUGCCACUGUUUACAGGGAGCCUGCUGUGUGGUAAAGGGGUCAUCCCUACCCCAGCCCUGCUCGCUUGGUGGAUGUCACAAGUGGAAGCCAGGGAAGGGAGAGGAAGAAGGCGUUUGAGUAGGGGUUGGUGAAGGCUGGUGUUGACCUAGGAGAGUAGUUUUCGAUGUUUGUAUAAUGCGUGACAGCCGCACCUAUACCCUGUAGCUCCCUCUCUCCAGCCCUCAACUUCAAUCAAGCAGGGAGGCAGGGCGUGGGAAUUAUGGCUAGAGGUCCAGAAUUUACCCCUAAACAGGGCUAAACUAAAUGGAGGAAAGACUGGGGAACUUGGAAGAUGGCAUUUCAGGUCUCUCCAGGAGGAAGGGAAAAAGCAGGACCACGCCUGAGGCCUGUCUGCAAGAAGUGAGGGUGUGUGUUUUACUCUGAGCCAAACCAUUGACGACUGAAUCUUGGCUUUGGGGUGGCCAUGUUCCUGGAAACUAGUCUGGGCAGGGGCCGCAGAGGUGGCAGUACAGGUGUUUGUAGGGGACCUGUUCCCUGGAAUGGGGGUGUGAGAGAGGAUGGUUUAUGCCUUGGGGAGGUUGAUAGUGUCCCUGCUCAGUGCCCAGUAUGAGGGGAGUGGAUGGGUUAAAUCUUUGUUCUUUGGCUAGUUGAAUACCUGUUGGAGACACAGGCCUUGAAUUUUGCUGUGAUGGCAGCUAGAGAUACCAGAGCUGAGUUAAACUAGGCUAAGCUUGUUCUGUGGGCAUUGGGAUUUGGGUGGUGAGAGUGUUCUGAAAGAGAACUCUGGUUUAGGUGUGUUUAAGGCUGGGUGUCAUGCAGUCUCCUCCCUAACCACUUCGUUGGCCCUCCAUGCUGCUUGGAUCUUUGUUGAUGUUUUUCAUUUACUUUCUUGGUGUAUAGAAGAAGGGAGGGACUUAGAAGCCUGGGUGCAGUGGCAGGAUAUGGUACAGCAGACUCUGACUGAGAAGUGUUGGGUCCAGGCCCCAGAUAAAACACUUUGCUGUGCCUCAGUUAACCCAGCUGUAAAAUGGGGAUGAUAACAAUGGGGAUGAUAAUUUCAUUAUGAGGAUGAAAUCAGACACGUUAAAUAAAAGCACAUGUAAAAACUGUUAAGCCUAUGUAGAUAGAGGAUUGCUGUUACCGUGGUUUCAUUAGCUGAAGGCCAUCAUCUUUUAUAUCUCCCAGUGGCCAAGAAAUGUCUUAGCUUCCUGUGGUUAAAAAAAAAUACUACUUGUAGUGUUUUGUUUUUAAGUUGUGAAUCGAAACACGUCAUUGUAGGAAAAUGUGAAUCGUAUAUAAAAGUACUUAGGCACGUAUAAAAUUCACCCACAGUCCUAUCACCAGGUAACCACUAAGAACUUCUUGUUGCAUUGAUGUAUUAUUUCUUUCCCUUUUCAAAAAUUCUCAGUGCUUAUGUACACGAGUGCAUAUUAUGGUACAAGAUGGAGAUACUACUGUACAGUCAAUAUUGUAUGAUGCCUUUUCCCCCCUUAAGUACAUAUUUAAACAUUUUCCCAAAUCCAGUAAACAUUCUUCAGAUGCCUCGAUGUUAAUGGCUACUUGAUAUUGCAGCCUAUGAAUGUCUAAUUAGAUAUUUUUCUCUGUGAUUUUGGUUGCUUCCAAAGUUUCCCUCUCUGCCUGUUCUUAUAGUCUUAGGUGCUGGGUGGCUGGUGGAGGAGAUCUCGGUGGACUUUCAGAAGGUGGAGAGGGUUAGCUGUGAUGGAGGUGGGGCAUAGAGGAGGAGGAGGCUGGGGCAGCGUUGCUCCUGUGUACUGCCAUCUUGGGAGAACGCUGAGAACGCAGGGCUCUAGAUCUUAGUCAUCGACCUCUAAGGGCGGCUGCCUCUCCCUCCCCGUCACUCUGUGCAGUUCCUUGCGUUGGCCUGGUUGCCUUAAUUUUUUUUUGAUGUGCUGUGGAUCAACUAGGAUAAGCCCUUUUCUUCAAAGCCCAUGAUCUGUCAAGAGGUGGAUUUCACGUGUCUGCCGGGCCUCGACACAAGACUGACCAAUAUUGCAACAGAAAUUCCCGAAAGCCCCUCACUAGGUGGACCAGUUUGCUGCCCAUUUCCCUGUUCUCUUUGUUCUUCCCUUACCCCAUCCCCCUUCCUGCAGGCCAGGACUGAGGAAGAGAAGGCUAGAACUUGCCCUGGGGAGAAUAUGCAUUCCCUCCUCCUUAUAAGGUAAAUGUUCUCUGUGGUUUGAUAGCUUGACUUUGCUGUCCUACAGAGCAAUCUACAUCAAGGCCAAGAACCUGGGGGUGGGGGGCCCUUGAAUACCGAGUGCUACCUCACCUGCCCACUGUGAGCUGCUCCCAGGGGGGAAGGUUUCAGUUGCAGAAUUUGGUAAUUGGGUCAGAAGGCUCAGGUGAGAGCAGGUCCUGCCGUGUUCUUAAAGUGCCAGUGACCGAGCUGGGUUUGAGUUUUCCCGUUUGUUGGGGGCCUGGCUGGGGAGAGAAGUGGCCUUAGGACCCACCCCUUAAGCUAAGUUCCUCCGAGGGGGAAGCCUUCGGCUGACUCAGCUGGUUUGGUUUCUGAACCGCGAUCCAGGUGGGAAUCUUUCUGGGUGGGAAGGUGACUUAUUUGUCUUCCCUUUCUCAGGUCAGUGGAUGUUUGAGCAAUUCCAAUGUGGAUUUCUUCAGGGAGUCUGAUGAGGACAUUGUGUUUAGUAACUAAUGUCGCUCUUGUCACGCAGUAGCUGACGGACAAAUAUUUGUUGAAUGAACGUUCUUUUGCAGGCCUGUCUUUCUCACCUGAAGUAAAAACAAAGAGAAAUGAGAACGCCAAAAAAUCUAAACACAACACCCCAGGCAAACACUUCUCCGAUCAUGGCUCUCCACCCCCGCAGAGUUCGGCUGAAGCCCUGGUUGGUGGCCCAAGUGGAUAGUGGCCUGUACCCUGGGCUCAUCUGGCUACAUAGGGACUCCAAACGCUUCCAGAUUCCCUGGAAACAUGCCACCCGGCAUAGCCCCCAACAGGAGGAGGAAAAUACCAUUUUCAAGGCCUGGGCUGUGGAGACAGGGAAGUACCAGGAAGGGGUGGAUGACCCCGACCCAGCUAAAUGGAAGGCCCAGCUCCGCUGUGCGCUCAACAAGAGCAGGGAAUUCAACCUGAUGUACGACGGCACCAAGGAGGUGCCCAUGAACCCAGUGAAGAUAUAUCAAGUGUGUGACAUCCCCCAGCCCCAGGGCUCUAUCAUUAACCCAGGAUCCACUGGAUCUGCUCCUUGGGAUGAGAAAGAUAAUGAUGUGGAUGAAGAAGAUGAGGAAGAUGAGCUGGACCAGUCACAGCACCACGUUCCCAUCCAGGACACCUUCCCCUUCCUGAACAUCAAUGGUUCUCCCAUAGCACCAGCCAGUGUGGGCAACUGCAGUGUGGGCAACUGCAGCCCCGAAGCAGUGUGGCCCAAAACGGAACCUCUGGAGAUGGAAGUACCCCAGGCACCUAUACAGCCUUUCUAUAGCUCUCCAGAGCUGUGGAUCAGCUCUCUCCCAAUGACUGACCUGGACAUCAAAUUUCAGUACCGUGGGAAGGAGUAUGCACAGACCAUGACGGUGAGCAACCCCCAGGGCUGCAGGCUCUUCUAUGGAGACUUGGGUCCCAUGCCUGACCAGGAGGAGCUCUUUGGUCCCGUCAGCCUGGAGCAGGUCAAGUUCCCAGGUCCGGAGCACAUCACCAAUGAGAAGCAGAAGCUGUUCACCAGCAAACUGCUAGACGUCAUGGACAGAGGACUGAUCCUGGAGGUCAGCGGUCAUGCCAUCUAUGCUAUCAGGCUGUGCCAGUGCAAGGUGUACUGGUCUGGGCCAUGUGCCCCAUCGCUUGUUGCCCCCAACCUGAUCGAGAGACAAAAGAAGGUCAAACUGUUUUGUCUGGAAACGUUCCUUAGUGAUCUCAUUGCCCACCAGAAAGGACAGAUAGAGAAACAGCCACCAUUUGAGAUCUACUUAUGCUUUGGGGAAGAAUGGCCAGAUGGGAAACCUCAGGAAAGGAAACUCAUCUUGGUUCAGGUCAUUCCAGUGGUGGCUCGGAUGAUCUAUGAGAUGUUUUCUGGUGAUUUCACACGAUCCUUUGACAGUGGCAGUGUCCGCCUGCAGAUCUCAACUCCAGACAUCAAGGAUAACAUUGUUGCUCAGCUGAAGCAGCUGUACCGCAUCCUGCAAACCCAGGAAAGCUGGCAGCCCAUGCAGCCCACCCCCAGCAUGCAACUGUCCCCUGCCCUGCCAGCCCAGUAAUCAUGAACGCCAUCUUCCUUCUCUUUUUUACAAUAUUGUACAUAUGGAUAUUUUUUAUUAGAUUUAACCAGCUUUUAAACCUUUCUUCUUUCUAACAAUAUUAGUACUCUCUGACUCUCCAAAUAUGCCUAGCUUUUAAAGUUGAUUUAAUUUAUGGAAAAAUCACCCUUCAUACUUUCCCUUUCUUUUUUAAACCUCCCCAUGGUAGUGUAAUAUAGUAGAAGGAGAUUUGGCCUGGGAGUUUGGACACCAGGGUUCUAGCUGCAGCUUUGCUUCCAGUGGUGUGACCUUGAACCAAGUCAUUUAGCCUCUGGGCUUCAGAUUCAUUACUGUAAAAUGAAGGAGUUGGAAUGAUGCCUGAAAUAAUGCCAGCUUUAAAACUCUGACUCAGUGACUUCCUUCUACUUGUACAAGGCAAAACUGCCUGGAACAGAACAUUUCUGCCUUGUUCUUGCACCACAUUUUUUUUUUUUUUUUUUUUGCUUUCAUUAAAGUUCCCUCAAGCACUGA